Molecule: messenger RNA, 702 nt
Organism: Scophthalmus maximus (turbot)
Lineage: Eukaryota; Metazoa; Chordata; Actinopteri; Pleuronectiformes; Scophthalmidae
Gene: fgf4
Product: fibroblast growth factor 4
Exons: 3
Coding region: 17-670 (217 amino acids)
Biological process (GO): positive regulation of protein phosphorylation; positive regulation of cell population proliferation; cell differentiation
Cellular component (GO): cytoplasm
Molecular function (GO): fibroblast growth factor receptor binding; growth factor activity
Source: RefSeq, a predicted model, not a curated record
GCCUGUCGGUCUGGGAAUGAGCGCAACUUCCACACGCUCCUUCUCCUUCGCGCUCCUUUGGAAAGCCAAACGCCGGGCGGCUGUCGUCAGAGCCCGACCCGGGAUGGGCUCUCUGGCGGCCCUGCGGACUGUCCUGGCCCUGGGCCUGGUGACCGGACUGGUGGGAUGCGCCCCGGGCCUGAACCGGACGGCGGACCGCUGGGAGGCCCUCUACUCCAGAUCCCUGGCGCGGAUCCCGGGGGAGAAGCGGGAGGAGAGCGGCCGGGACAGCGACUACCUCCUGGGCAUUAAGAGGCUGCGGCGCCUCUACUGCAACGUGGGGAUCGGCUUCCACAUCCAGGUGUCGCCGGACGGAAGAAUAACCGGCGUGCACAACGAGAAUCGUUACAGUCUCCUGCAGAUCUCCCCGGUGGAGAGGGGGGUGGUGACGCUGCUGGGCAUGCGCAGCGGACUGUUUGUGGCCAUGAACCGGCGAGGAAAGCUCUAUGGAUCUCUGCACUACAACGACGAGUGCAAGUUCAGCGAGAAGCUCCUCGCCAACAACUACAACGCCUACGAGUCGGCGGCCUACCCAGGGAUGUACAUCGGCCUGAGUAAGAGUGGCAAAACAAAGCGAGGAAACCGAGUGUCCCCCGCCAUGACGGUGACACAUUUCUUACCGAGAAUCUAGCGGCCUCAUAAAUAGACUUCCCCUCGGUGUGG